AUGGGAGGCCCAGCUACGUCAUUGCCAGAGUGGCUCAAGGACAUGGGCAAGGGUGAUCCGAAAAGCAUCCGGCCGGUCCCGCCAGGCAUCGACCCGUCACGGUUCAAGAUCAUCCGCAUGGAGGGUGUCCAGAUCCGCGCGCUGAUUGGCAAGGGUGGUGAAACGAUCAAGGAGAUCAGAUUACGAAGCGGUGCUGAUAUCAAGAUCGACCACUUGCCCUCGGAUCCAGAGGGCAAUGUGACCAUUGUUGGCGAUGUUGAGAAGACAGAAGGCAUGAUCAAGGACACCCUUGCUUCGAAGGGCUGUCCGCUGGGCGUGCCACAUGCCAAGCUCGCAGCGCCUCCUGCACCACCUGGCCUGGACUAUGGGACGAAUCCGCCUGGCCUUGGCAUGGGCGGGCCGAUGAUGGGUGGCCCGAUGCAGACGCCUGGGUAUGAGUGUGCCGAGAACGAGGUCGUUGUGCCUGCCGACUUAGUCGCUGGGCUUAUUGGUCCUUCUGGUUCCGGCGUCAAGGAGAUCAGAGAGAGGUCAGGAGGGCAAGUGUUCAUCUCCAUCCUACCUCCGUCGCACGCUGGAGCAGAUCAACUGGUCAGGGUCGUUGGCGAUAACCACUUGCUGGCCAAGCAGCUUAUCCUCGAGAAGAUCGAGGAGCUGAAGCUUCAAUAUAGAGGACCAGGCGGCUGCUCGCCAAUGCCAGGCUACGCCGGCAUGGGCAUGCAGUCGUCGAUGCUUGGGAGCUCCUACCCUUCACGGCCUAAGGCCCCUGGGGUUGGUAUCCUGGGCGCUGCACAUGCCCCGCCUAUGCCCAUGUCGCCCUUUCUCCAAAACCAAGCUCAGCGUAUCCCGCCACCGGCGUUGCCACCUCCUCCGGGUCCAAUGAGAGGGAUGGGGCCGCCUCCUGCCUUACCACCUCCAAUUGGGCCGUGCGGAGGAUGCGGAGGUUGCACUGGACCCUGUGCACCCCCUGCGCCGCGUCCUCCACCUGGUGGGGGCUUCCCGCGGUUGGGAGGUCCACCGGCACAUGGUGGUUUUCCAGGAGGUCCUCCUGGCGAGAUGAUGAGACCUGGGCCCGGCCCUGUGCUUGGCGGCUGUGGUCUUCCGCCCAUGAGUAGCCAUGCAGCACCUGGACAAGGUCUGGGCGGCAGCGAUCUAGGGCCUUCGGCGCACCCGCCGAGCUUCGCGCCUCCCUCUGCUUCGCCACAGCCUACUCUCCCACCGGCGCCAGCGCCACCUGCCAAAGCCAGCACGGACUCUACGAGAGACUUCAAUGCCAUGCUACGGGAGGCAGCCAAAGCCGCGGAAGCCACUAUAGGGAUGUCGCAGCCCCCCAAGCCAAGCACUCCCCAAGCGGGCGUGCCGCUGCUCUGA
This is a messenger RNA of Symbiodinium pilosum, 1368 nucleotides long. NCBI's taxonomy places the organism in Eukaryota, Dinophyceae, Suessiales, Symbiodiniaceae. The record is from the annotation of a GenBank genome assembly.